UGAGAGCAGGCUCUGAAAGGAGCAAGAAUGCCCAGGAUGUCCAACUGCCUGCCAAAACGGACCACGGUGCUGCUGAACUGCAGGCUUGGGGCUCUCUUUAUUCUCACCAUUUCAUUUGUGUUCUUUGCCUUUGUCAUGUUCUACUGGAGAGCUGGGGAGGAUGCUGAGGGCCAGUUCUACAGCUUGCCUACACAAAACAGGUGUGAACAGUUUUUGCCUUGCCUUCCUCAUCCCACUGCCGAUGGACCCGCUCCUUCCCCAGGGGAUGUGUUUUUUGUGGAGACCUCGGAGAGAAUUAGCCCAAGUUACCUGUUCACAUGCUCUGUGGAGUCAGCAGCCCGGGCGCACCCUGGGACAAGGGUCGUGGUGCUCAUGAAAGGUUUGGCAAACGGUGACGUCUCGUUACCCAACCACUGGGGCUUCUCGUUGCUGAGCUUCUUUCCCAAUGUGGAAAUCCGUCCACUGGACCUGUCAGAGCUUUUUUCUGGAACACCUCUGGCAAACUGGUACUUGCAGGCUCAGCAGCGCUGGGAGCCUUAUUUCUUACCCGUCCUGUCUGAUGCCUGCAGAAUUGUCAUCAUGUGGAAAUUCGGUGGCAUCUACCUGGACACAGACUUCAUUGUGCUUAAGAACUUAAAGAACCUCACCAAUGCCCUCGGUAUCCAGUCCCAUGAUAUGCUGAAUGGGGCCUUUCUGUCCUUUAAACCCAAACAUGAGUUCAUGGAGCUUUGCAUGAAGGACUUUGUGGAGAACUACAACAGCUGGACCUGGGGGCACCAGGGUCCACUGCUCUUAACGCGUGUCUUCAAGAAGUGGUGCUCCAUCACUAAUAUCCAGAAUGCUAUGAGCUGCAAAGGAGUGAGUGCUCUUUCCUCAGAAGCCUUUUAUCCUAUUCACUGGGGUGAAUGGCAGAAGUUAUUUGAAGCAAUCAGCUCCUUGGACCUUCAAAAGCUCCUUAAGAACACCUACGCGGUGCACGUAUGGAACAAACUGAGCCAUGGGACAAGGCUACAGGUCACAUCCCAGGCUUUGCUGGCUCAGCUGCAUUCUCAGUUCUGCCCUGCUACAUAUGUGAAGAUGAAGAGGGACUCUGAAGAGGAGUCAAGGCCUGCAACGUGA
This is a messenger RNA of Leptosomus discolor (cuckoo roller), 1119 nucleotides long. RefSeq names its product lactosylceramide 4-alpha-galactosyltransferase. The record is from RefSeq and is a predicted model, not a curated record. Lineage: Eukaryota; Metazoa; Chordata; Aves; Leptosomiformes; Leptosomidae. Gene Ontology annotation, biological process: glycosphingolipid biosynthetic process. Gene Ontology annotation, molecular function: galactosyltransferase activity.